AUGUCAACCGACGAUGCCGUGGAAAAGGCGAUGCAGGACUACGAGUCUGCUGUCAAGGUCCAUCUCGUCAAUGUAGCAAAAAAGGCGUCGACUCUCCGAUCCUUUUAUGGCGGCGCUAGGUUCAAGCAAGACAAGUGCGACUAUAGAGAGGCCCUGCGGCAUGACCUUGAUAAGGCUACAACCGCGAUCCUACAGAUGCGGAAGCAUGUCCCCGAUCGGCAACUAUCAGACAAGGAUCUCGCGGAUGUGCUCCACCAUCUUGAUGACGAUAUCAAGGGUUCCAUGGCAUUUUUCGAUGGAUUGCCGAAUGUAAAAGAAUACGAUUGGGCACCAUAUCUGCGACUCAUGGACGAGGUAAAUAAGCGACCGGAGAUUGAGCGCAAAACGCUCCUAAAAUCCAAGUCGUUGACGAGGCGUCGGAAGAAGAUCGCCAGAUCUCUCUUCGAACGAGGAUUUCUGAAUUUGAAUACUCUGCCGGACGACAAGCGUAAUGCCUUUCUGCAGUCGCCACUCGUGAUCGGGAUAGGUAAUGGUGAUUUCCGUGGUUGGAAAGGUCAGAGCCACGGCGGUAGCCAGUUUACCAGGAACUUAAUGCGACAGGCAAGCAUUGAAGACUUUUCUAAGAGAAGCGAGUGGCAAUUGAAUGAUUCUAAUAUUUUGGCUUCCCCUGGCAUUACUAGACUCGGGAUCUCGUCAAGGACUUGGCAAGGAGCAAGAAGUCACCAGUGGUGA
This is a messenger RNA of Gamsiella multidivaricata, 732 nucleotides long. RefSeq lists its product as uncharacterized. The coding region runs from base 1 to 732 and encodes 243 amino acids. The transcript has 2 exons. NCBI's taxonomy places the organism in Eukaryota, Fungi, Mortierellomycota, Mortierellomycetes, Mortierellales, Mortierellaceae. The record is from RefSeq and is a predicted model, not a curated record.